AAUCCGUACGUGCACGCGUAUUCACCCAUAUAUGAUGAAGUAAGUUGGACUCAUCCGUCAGGUAAUAGCGACUCGGAAGCGGCACAGCUUGAAGCCAAACUUGAACCUUCGCAAUCAUGUCAAACCCGCUGAAGCGGCCGCGUACCGAAGGCAGUGCCAUCCAGGAGGAUCUGAAAAAGGAUCUGGUCAAAGACAAGGAAGCGUGGUUCUACGACGGCAACAUUGACAUUGUCGCGGAAGGGAUCGCCUUCCGCGUACAUCGCAGCGUGCUCUCCCUCCAUUCCGACCUGUUCCGCGACAUGCUGUCCAUCCCUCAGGCUCAAGACGCAGGGACCUCAAGCGACGUUCCAGCGGUAGACGUGACCGACUCCGCGGACGAUAUGCGCCACCUUCUGCUCACUCUCUAUCAUAAUAACAAACAUUUCAAACCGGACAAGAAAGUCGAUUUUGAAGUUGUUAACACGCUUGUCCACAUUGCGCACAAGUAUCAAGUACAGAACGUGCUGGACGAAGCCAUGAGUCGUAUCAAGGCGCUCUUCCCAGGCACCAUGCACGCGCUCAUCAAAGUGCUGGAUGAAUAUCCGGCCGGCCACACCAUGAAAUACGAAGACACGAAAACAAACUCUCUGCGAGUCAUUGAGAUCGCACGGCUCGUGGGGGAUACCUCGCUUUUGCGCCCCGCCUACUACCGUCUGUGUCAGCACGUACGCCGUGGCGGGCCCGAGGUAGAUGAAUCGCUCAAGGACUCGGACCCUCUAUCAGCGGCAUUCGACGAGGUCACUAGGCGCGCUGUCGCGGGCGCCCCGCAUCUGCGACUUGCAACGCUAGAGGUUCGGGAGGAGGCGUUUAUGACAUCCACAGCAGAGGAGUGCUUUCAAGAUGAUUGCUUGGAAGUUCUCAGUUCAAUGAACGCCUGCAUGGUUGACGAGCAAUCGCUGUUGUGCGACGCAUUUGACUGUGUUGAUAUGGAGGGCUGGAGUGACACUCUGUGUGGGAGAUGCGUGUCGCUGGUUCAGGGGAGAGAGAAUGACGCGCAGGAAAGAGUCUGGGAGCAGCUCCCGACUUUCUUCAACUUCAAGGAGGACUAGGCAGCCUUUGUCACACGCGAAAUAAUCUGAUC
Fomitopsis serialis is the source of this 1120-nucleotide messenger RNA. RefSeq lists its product as uncharacterized. The transcript is spliced from 2 exons. Lineage: Eukaryota; Fungi; Basidiomycota; Agaricomycetes; Polyporales; Fomitopsidaceae. Bases 117 to 1088 code for a protein of 323 amino acids. The record is from RefSeq and is a predicted model, not a curated record. Gene Ontology annotation, molecular function: protein binding.